AUGGCAGAAUCAAUUGUAUUUGACAUUGCGACUGAAGUUCUGACAAAGAUAGGCUCUCUUGUGGGUCGACAGGUGUCCUUGUUGUGGAAUCUUGAAAGUGAUUUAAGAAGACUUGAGGGAACCCUAAGCUCUAUCAAAGCCGUGAUCUCGGAUGCUGAGAAAAAGCAGGCAUGCAAUGAUCAGCUGCGUGACUGGCUUAGGAAGCUUAAGGAUGUUCUUCUUGAUGCUGAGGACGUUUUAGAAGAAUUCGAGUUUCAAGCUCCUAAGAGGGAAGUGGUGAGACAAAAGAGGAGCACAAUAAGAAAGGUAAGUCAAUUCUUUUCAAGCUCUAAUCCUGUUGUUCUUCGAUGUCAAAUUAGUCAUAAAAUCAAGGAGAUUAGAGAAAGGCUAGAUCAGAUCGCAAGUGAUAGGAGUAGAUUUUCUCUUAUUGAGAGUACUCCUGUUGAAGUUAGGCCUGUAAUUUUAAAGGGGAGGGAGACUGACCCCUUCUUGGGAGCUUCUUGUCCUAUUGGAAGAGAGGAUGAUAAAGAAAAGAUCAUGAGCUUUUUAUUGCAACCAACCGACAAUAAUGUUUAUGUCAUUUCAAUAGUUGGAAUUGGGGGUUUGGGUAAAACCACCCUUACUAAAAUGGUUUACAAUGCCGAAAGAGUAAAUAAGCUCUUUCCGUUAAAGAUGUGGACGUGCGUGUCAGAUGACUUCGAUUUCACCAGAUUAAUGAAAGAAAUGAUUUAUUCUGCAACACGUGAGGAUUGUAGUAAGUUAAAAGGAGAUGAAAUUCGUAAGCGUUUGCAUGAAAUUUUAACAGAUAAAAAGUUUUUGCUUGUCUUGGAUGAUGUUUGGAAUGAAAAGCCACAGAAAUGGAUAGAAUUGAAAGACUUACUAGUGAAUGGUGUCAAUGGAAGUAAAAUUAUUGUGAGCACACGAAGUAAAAAAGUUGCAGAAAUAAUGAGUACUGGUCCCUCACAUUUUCUGCAAGGCCUUUCCAAUGAGGAAUCCUUAUCAUUAUUUAAGAAGUAUGCGUUCAAAGAUGGGGAAGGGAAAGAUUUUCCAAGGCUCAUUGAAAUUGGGAAGGACAUUGUAGGAAAAUGUAAAGGAGUUCCGUUGGCUGUGAGAUCUUUAGGGAGCUUACUUUAUGCAAACACAGACGAACAUGAGUGGUUGAAAAUAAAAGGAAAUAACAUCUGGCAGGUGGAUCAAGAUAAUGAAGACAUCUUACCAGUAUUGAAAUUAAGCUACGAUCAUUUGUCAUCUCCCUUGAAGCGAUGUUUUACUUAUCUUUGCUUGUUUCCAAAGGACUACGAGUAUAUCAAUUUGCACGUGGCCCAAUAUUGGAUGGCACUUGGACUUCUUAAAACCUCUGAUAAAAAUGAAGAGCUAGAAGAUGUUGCUAAUCAAUAUAUGAUAGUUUUAUGGUCAAGGGGUUUCUUAGAGGAUUUCUUGGAUUAUAAUGUUCAUUGGACAUUCAAAAUGCAUGAUCUUAUGCAUGAUCUUGCAAUAUCAAUGACAGAAAGUGAGUUUGCAUUCAUAAAUGUUGGAAGCCACAAAGUUGAUGGGAAAUUGCGGCAUUUUUCACAUGGUGACACAGAGUUAUGUGGUGAAGAAUUUCUACAACGCAUAGAUGAUAACUCAAGGAGUGUUCGAAGCAUUGUCUUUCCAGCAGCAGAGAAAUACGGAGAUGCACGUAUUAUUGGAUCAUUUAUUAGAAAAGAUAUCUCCAAAUUCAAGUACGUCCGACUACUACACUUGUGUAGUAUACUUUUUGAAGUGUUGCCAAAUUCUAUCUGUACAUUGAGACAUUUGAGGUACCUUGAUCUAGCUUGUAAUGAUUCAUUGAAGAAGAUCCCUGAAUCUAUUUGCGAGCUUCAGAACUUGCAAAUGUUAAGACUUUAUGGUUGUUCUGGGCUUAGGAAGUUGCCGAAUAACAUACGAAAGAUGAUAUGCCUUAGGCACUUGGAAAUAGCCACACAAGAGGAAGUUCUUCCUGAAAAUGGAAUUGGAUGUUUGAGUUCCCUUCAAUUUUUGUACUUAUGUGAGUGCAACAGUCUACGAAGUUUGUGUGAAGGGAUGCAAGGUCUGAAAAGCCUCCGAAAGUUGUUUCUAACCGACAAUCCUAUGAUCUUGUCAUUACCAGAUACUAUCAAAUACUUGACAAAAUUAGAGGCUUUAGCGAUUAGGAGUUGCCCCAAGAUUAAUUUGAAGAUGGAACUGCAAGGAGAAGAUCAUGAGUUGAGGCUGGGUCUUAAAAAAUUCAUAAUUAAGAAAUUAGAAUCAUUGGUGGAUUUGCCCCAGCUUCUUCUUCAAGCAUCUGCUGACACUCUAAAAUACAUGCAGAUUAAAGACUGUGGAAACUUAGAAGCACUACCGGAGUGGUUUCAAAAUCUCACAUCACUUGAAAAACUUGAGAUUACAAGAUGCCACAAAUUGUCAUCUCUUCCAGAAGGGAUAGAACGCCUUACUUCCCUCAAGGAAUUGAAGAUUGAAGGUUGUCCUAGUCUGAUUGAAAGCUGCAGAAAUGAUGAGUUGAAGAUUGCUCAUGUUCCAGUGGUUCGUCUUAUUGAUGAAUAA
Pistacia vera is the source of this 2565-nucleotide messenger RNA. Its product is annotated as putative disease resistance protein RGA4. Gene Ontology annotation, biological process: defense response to other organism. The coding region runs from base 1 to 2565 and encodes 854 amino acids. Gene Ontology annotation, molecular function: ADP binding. The transcript has a single exon. Lineage: Eukaryota; Viridiplantae; Streptophyta; Magnoliopsida; Sapindales; Anacardiaceae. The record is from RefSeq and is a predicted model, not a curated record.